Messenger RNA from Diaporthe batatas, 705 nucleotides. RefSeq lists its product as uncharacterized. The transcript is spliced from 2 exons. Bases 1 to 705 code for a protein of 234 amino acids. NCBI's taxonomy places the organism in Eukaryota, Fungi, Ascomycota, Sordariomycetes, Diaporthales, Diaporthaceae. The record is from RefSeq and is a predicted model, not a curated record. Gene Ontology annotation, molecular function: peroxiredoxin activity.
AUGCUCAUCGCCCAGAGUAGGACAGCACUCAUCCGCAACAUCCUACGCACCAAGGCCAGCAGCACGAGGACGCAACCACCACCACCAACCCCCCGCCACCUGAGCCUCACCCCAGCCCCCAGGAUGCGCCUCCCCUACGUCCCGGACCCCCCGCCGACCUCCUCCCCAGAGGACCAGGCCGUCGUGGACCGCAUCAAGGCCCGCCGCGCCCCGCGCCCCCUGACGGCCCUGGACCUGGCCCUCCUGCACUCCCCGCCCGUCGCCGACGGCUGGAACUCGUUCCUGGGCGCCGUGCGCACGCGGACCCUGCUGGGCCCGGACCUGCGCGAGCUGGCCAUCUGCCGCGUCGCCUCCGUCAACCGCGCCUGGUACGAGUGGAUGCACCACGCGCCCCUGGCGUCCGCCGCGGGCGUCAGCGACGAGGCCAUGGAGCUCGUCAAGACGCGGGCCGGCGCCCUCGGCGACCCAGCGGCGCCCGAGGCCGGCAUGAGCGAGAGGCAGUGGGCCGUGCUGUGCGUCGCCGACGAGAUGACGCGCAACGUCGAGGUCGCCGAGGCCACCUUCGAGGUCGCCCGGUCGCUGUUCUCGGAGCGGGAGGUGGUUGAGAUCGUGUCUACCGUGGCCUGUUACAACUGUGUCAGCCGCUUCCUGGUGGCCCUCGAUGUUGGGGAGAAGAACGGGGCCGGGCCUGAUGCUGCUCACUAG